ACACAUUAGUAAGAAGUUUCCUCUCUCUCUUUCUUUUUUGUUUCUUGUCUUUCCAGCUAAGGAAUUCGCUCAAACAAAAACCAGUCAUGUAUCAUUGCCUGGAUAAGCAGAGAAGACAGCCCCACAAAAUUCACCAUGAAAACUUCUCACUAUUUCAUUCUCCUUUUCAUCCUAUCAUCACUCUCUCUAUUCACCGCUAACUCUAAGCCUUGCAAUCAAACAAGAAGAAUCCUCCACCAGCCAUUGUUCCCGGAGGUCUCUGCUCCGCCGCCCACCACCCCGCCGCCCGACAUUCCCUCUUCUCCCGACAUUCCCUUCUUUAAUGAGUACCCAACUGGGCAGCCCCCGCCGGUGCAGAAUCUCCCGCCGGCGACAACCUCCAGCGGCGUGAUCGCCAACCCGACGGCCACGCAGCCGACGAAGCCGGCGAAGAAGGUGGCGAUUGCGAUCUCCGUGGGAAUUGUGACGCUGGGAAUGUUCUCUGCAUUGGGAUUCUUCUUAUACAGGCACAGAACGCACCACCCCGCGGAGACUCAGAAACUCGUUUCUCGGACUCGGACUCGGACUCGGACUCAGAGAGUUCUAGAAGAUUCUCCGCGGGCCCCACCACCUUCCACCUUCCUCUACAUUGGGACCGUUGAGCCCGCUAGAACUUCGCUCAGCGAGCCCAACGGAGUAAACGCUAACACUUCCCCUUAUCGGAAGCUUGAUUCUAUUAAGCUCAAUUCCGACCACCGUUACCAGAGCCACUCUCCGGCGGCGGAAUUCUCCGACUCCUCCUCUUCCGAGGAGGAAAGCUGCGAGACGGCGUUUCACUCGCCGCACGGAUCCUCACUCGGCCGCGAAGAGAAUUUCUUCACGCCGGUUUCGCGCCACAGUUCUCUGGCCAACGGCAGCCCCGCCGCGGCUCCGGUGGUUCCUUUCUCGAAAAGAACUUCGCCGAAAUCUAGGUUUUCUGCUCCCUCGCCGGAUAUCAGAAACUUGACCGUGCCUUCCGUUAAGCAUUCUCCGGCGCCGGUCAAAUAUCAGCACGUGGAGAAAGAAGUGAGUUCAGGUCCUUUUAGAAGGCCGAAAUUCUCAUCGCCUCCUCCAGCACUGAAUUUGACUCAUCUUCAUUCAAACGACUCCACCACAUUACUUAAGCCUCCUCCUCCUCCUCCGCCUCCGCCGCCUCCGCCGCGUUGGUCUCCGUCAGUUAGUGUUUCUUCGUCCUCUAAGCACCAAAAAUCUCGGUCUCUAAAUGAAGGAGGGGCUUCUGCUAACGUUGUUAGUUUAAGGAAAGGUUCAUCAGAGGAAAUUGACCAAAGGCAUGCGGGUGAUGACGUGGAUGGAGCGAAACCUAAGUUGAAGGCUCUGCAUUGGGAUAAAGUGUGUGCUACUUCGGACCGUGCCACUGUGUGGGACCAGUUAAAAUCUAGUUCCUUUCAGUUAAAUGAGGACAUGAUGGAGACCCUGUUUGGCUGCAAUUCUUAUUCCACAAGUUCUGCUUUUAAAGAGACUGUUACUAGAAAGUCGGUUCUUCCUCCUGUUGAACCGGAGAAUAGGGUCUUAGACCCCAAAAAAUCCCAAAACAUAGCUAUACUACUCAGGGCACUCAAUGUCACAAGAGAUGAGGUCUGCGAAGCUCUUUUAGAUGGAAACCCUGAAGGUUUGGGAACCGAGCUAUUGGAGACUCUAGUAAAGAUGGCUCUAACAAAGGAGGAAGAAAUAAAACUCAAAAAUUAUGAUGGUGAUCUCGCAAGACUUGGGUCUGCAGAAAGAUUUCUUAAAGCAGUGCUUGAUAUCCCUUUAGCUUUUAAAAGAAUUGAAGCCAUGCUGUACAGAGCUAAUUUUGAAACUGAAGUUAACUACCUUAGGAAGUCCUUUCAGAACUUGGAGGCAGCAAGUGAGGAAUUAAAAAACAGUCGGUUAUUCUUCAAACUUCUUGAAGCUGUUCUAAGGACAGGAAACAGAAUGAAUGUAGGCACCAAUCGUGGUGAUGCUAAAUCUUUCAAACUGGACACACUUCUAAAACUUGUAGAUAUAAAGGGCACAGAUGGAAAAACAACACUGCUCCAUUUUGUGGUCCAAGAGAUCAUUAGAUCUGAAGGAACAGGUGGUGAAUCUGCUAAUGAGAAUGUUCAAAAUCAAACAACUUCCCAAUUCAAUGAGGAUGAGUUCAAAAAGAAAGGAUUGCAGGUUGUGGCCGGACUGAGUAGAGACCUUGGAAAUGUCAAAAAGGCAGCGGGAAUGGACUCGGAUGUUUUAAGCAGUUAUGUCUCAAAGCUUGAAAUGGGACUUGAUAAAGUGAGAUUAGUUUUGCAGUGUAAAAAGCCAGAUAUGCAUGGGAAUUUCUUCAACACAACUGGGCUAUUUCUGAAAGAUGCUGAAGAGGAAAUUGUUAAGAUCAAAGCUGAUGAGAGAAAGGCCUUAUUCCUUGUGAAAGAAGUUACAAAAUACUUUCAUGGGGAUGCAGCAAAGGAAGAAGCACACCCUUUAAGAAUUUUUAUGAUUGUAAGAGACUUUCUAAAUAUUUUGGAUCAAGUCUGCAAAGAAGUGGGAAGGAUGCAGGAUAGAACUGUAAUUGGUUCAGCUAGGUCCUUCAGGAUAGCCGCAAGUGCAUCAUUACCUGUACUCAGCAGGUACCAUGCAAGACAAGAUAGAAGUUCAGACGAGGAAAGUUUAUCCCCCUAGUGUUGUGAAUACGAAAGAAAUAAUAGUGUCUUAGGAUAACAGUGAAAGUAAAUGAAUGUUUCCCAAAUUUAAGUUAACUGCCCCCAUUCCACCUGUAGGUCCAUAGGUAUAAACUUCAACAGGAUUUCAACCAAUACCGAGAGAAGUCCAUCCGCAAGAUAUAGUGAAGGAGGGACAUCUUUCCUUGAGAUUGAACAUCAAACACUUACAGGCAUCGUGGGGGAGAGAAUAAACUAUUGACAGAAUUUGUUCCUUGUUUA
Messenger RNA from Cajanus cajan (pigeon pea), 2933 nucleotides. The record is from RefSeq and is a predicted model, not a curated record. NCBI's taxonomy places the organism in Eukaryota, Viridiplantae, Streptophyta, Magnoliopsida, Fabales, Fabaceae.